Messenger RNA from Haemonchus placei, 1320 nucleotides. The record is from the annotation of a GenBank genome assembly. NCBI's taxonomy places the organism in Eukaryota, Metazoa, Nematoda, Chromadorea, Rhabditida, Trichostrongylidae.
AUGUCGAGCGGAGAGCAGAACGGCGUCGACUUUAUGGAGCCUCCGGCUAUCGAGUGGAUGAUGCUCCAUCAUAUGGCUAUCAUUCUCCUUACCAUCAUUGGUAAUUGCCUUCUAAUCUAUGUGAUCCUGAAGAACAAUUUCGUACGACGUCGUAAACGUGUCACUCCUGUACAGAUGUUGAUGCUCCAUAUGUGCGCUGCCGAUCUGCUGUUUGCUCUAAUUACUAUGGUACCAACAAUGGCUAUCACAGCCACCGUGCCAAUCUUCUACGGGCCUGAUAUACUGUGCAAAUUUGUCAAAUUUCUCCAGGUUCUACCGAUGUAUGCAAGCUCAUUUCUGCUUGUGGCUAUCAGCGCAGAUCGCUUCCAGGCAAUUUGUCGUCCAUUGGCGUCAAUGAAGUCAAAUGCCUACAAACGUCCUGCACUCUAUGCAAGUAUCGCCUGGACAAUGGCUGUGCUUUUCUCAGCGCCACAAUUUGGGCUAUUUGCUAAGAUUGACGGCGAUUGUAUGGGUACCUAUACGAGUGCAUAUCAGGCAAUUUGUCGUCCAUUGGCGUCAAUGAAGUCAAACGCCUACAAACGUCCUGCCCUCUAUGCAAGUAUCGCGUGGACAAUGGCUGUGCUUUUUUCAGCGCCACAAUUUGGGCUAUUUGCUAAGAUUGACGGCGAUUGUAUGGGUACCUAUACGAGUGCAUAUCAGUACGCUAUCUACGUGACCGUAUUCAACACAGUUGUUUGGUUACUACCAAGUGCUCUUGCUGGCUAUUUAUACUACCGUGUCUGUAGAGCCGUAUGGCAGAGUACCUCCUUCGGCAGCACUUUUCAGACAAAUGGAAAAUGUGCUUCUAUGAUCCCUUCGGCUGGCCAGGUCCACCAUAAAGGAGCAACAAUGCAAUGCGUAGAGUUGGACAGACGGAGAGUGCAAACUGUAAAGUUGACGCUGACGAUCGUUGCUGCUAACUUUAUUCUUUGGGCACCUUUCUGCAUCACGUCGGUCAUUGACGCUCUGUGGCCAACAGCAAUUAAUCCAACAUUCGCCACAUACAUCAUGUUCUUUGGAAAUUUGAAUAGUUUUGUGAAUCCAUGGAUUUGGUUUUAUUUCAAUCAAGCCCAAUUCAAACGCGCUCUGCCGUGUCUUCGAAGAAAAGAAGCUGCGCUUUUGGGAAACUGCAGUGCUCGUCGAACGAUGGAUGGCAUCACAGACAAUUCUAUUGAGAAUCAACAAUUGACUGAUUCGAAAAGCUAUUAUGAACAUGGUGCUGAGCGUGCUACCGCCUACAGUAAUCUUAACUCUAUCGUGUCCUUCGAUGUGCUAUCGUAA